Molecule: messenger RNA, 2084 nt
Organism: Brassica rapa (field mustard)
Lineage: Eukaryota; Viridiplantae; Streptophyta; Magnoliopsida; Brassicales; Brassicaceae
Product: xyloglucan endotransglucosylase/hydrolase protein 22
Biological process (GO): xyloglucan metabolic process; cell wall biogenesis
Cellular component (GO): cell wall; apoplast
Molecular function (GO): hydrolase activity, hydrolyzing O-glycosyl compounds; xyloglucan:xyloglucosyl transferase activity
Source: RefSeq, a predicted model, not a curated record
UUUUAAAUAUUUUCAUUACUAAAUUCAAAAUUUAACGUGGACGAAGAAGAGAAAUGCCACGUUAAAAGGGAUAAGGUAGUAGUUGGGUAAAAUCAAGUAAUGAUUUUGACUGACUUUGAGAUAGGAGUGGUGGUGACAGCUAAGACAUUCAACUUGAUGACGGUCGUGGUCAGGAAGUUUCUUAGCCCAAGUGGCUAGAUAGCAUGUCUAACUCUUGCGUUAAGUCCAAAAUUCUACAAAUCCCUGUGUAGAUAUGUACUAAAAAAAGUUACUUUAGAUUUGACAUGUAAGGGAAUUUCUAUAUACGAUCUAAAUUAUAGUUGUUUACUUGGGUUUAGAAUAUUUUUAUAUUCUGUACAAAAAACUGGAAUUUCUAUCAGUGGCGGAGCCACAUGGAAAAGGAAAGGAGCAUCUGCCCCUAAGUAAAACAUCGACUAUUUUUCAAUAUGUCCCCAUGUUUUGAACAAAUUUAUCUUUAAUUCUAUGAACAAUUUUAGUUAUGCUCCCUAUAAUUUAUUUUUCUAGCUCCACCUCUGAUUUCUAUGUAUAAAUUCUAUGAUAAGAUUUAAAUUACUUGUAAUAUCAUAUUUAUAUAAAGAGUGUGCUUGAAAGCGAACUUGGCAAAGUUGAUUUAUAACUUACAGCUGUCAGAAUUUAUUUUACAAAAAAAAUUUCAUAUUUAUAUAGAUUGCUAAAGCUUUUUUUUUUGCCUAAAGAUAAUUUCAAAGUUUCUAGGUGAGAAGAUAAACAUAAGAUACAACGGACUGAAAAAAAAUAUUAAUACUCUUAUAUAUUCACGUAUGAAUUGGUCACAGUCUUUGAUUGGUUUUCAAGUAAAGACAACUUAAACCCCAAACGUUAUAAACGAUGGAUAAAGGAGAAUCGUUGGACUUCUUGAUGAAACUUAAACACUCAUACUUAACUUUCUACAUGUGUCAAACACAAGCUUUCUUCACUUCCCAUCUGCUCCUCUAUUUUCUCACAAACCAAAACUUGGCGAUCUCUAAACACAAAUUCUUCUCCUUCUAUUCCUCUUUCUCAUCCACAUGUCAGUCACUGUCUAUCAUUUCUACACCUUCACUCAGUUAUAUCAUUUUCUUACAUAAAAACUAAACCCCUACUCACCAUUUGAGUUCCCAAAACAAGUCAUGGGUUGCUCACCAAUCUUGAUCAGUUUGUUUAUUCUGUCAUGUUCUGCCUUAAUCUUGGCGGGUGAUUUCAGAAAAGAUAUUGACAUUGUAUGGGGAAGCGACAAAGCAAAGAUACUCGAAAACGGCCAAGCCAUUACAUUGUCUCUUGACAAAGCUUCAGGCUCUGGUUUUGAAUCCAAGGCUCAGUUCUUGUUUGGUAAGGUCUCUAUGGAGCUCAAGCUUGUCCCGGGAAACUCAGCUGGUACUGUCACAUCUUACUAUCUUGCGUCUAAAGGAACGAUGUGGGAUGAGAUAGACUUCGAAUUUUUGGGGAAUCUAAGUGGUGAUCCUUAUACAGUCCACACAAAUGUCAUCACACAAGGAAAAGGUGAUAGAGAACAACAGUUUCGUCUCUGGUUCGAUCCCACCGUUGAUUUUCACACUUACUCCAUCCUCUGGAACCCUAAGACCAUAGUAUUCUAUGUGGAUGGUACACCGAUAAGAGAAUUCAAGAAAAUGAACACGAAGAACGUAGCUUAUCCUGAGAAACAAGCAAUGAGAGUCCAUUCCAGCUUAUGGAACGGAGAUGACUGGGCCACGAGAGGAGGGCUCGUGAAGACUGACUGGUCCAAAGCGCCUUUCACGGCUUAUUACAGGAACUUUGAGGUUCAAGACUGUGAUUGGUCGGCCCCUGGCUCUAAUGUAUCGUGCGGUGGUGGUGGUCCAAACUCAUGGCUCAAUGAAGGGAUCGAUGAAAAUAGCAGGAAGAGGCUCAAGUGGGUCCAAAGCAACUUCAUCAUCUAUAACUAUUGCAAUGACGCUAAAAGAUUUCGUCUAGGGUUGCCUACCGAAUGUGUUGUUAUGAAUUAAAAGUACAAAAAAUAUAACAAAUAUGAAAAAGUAUCAUUAUAAAGAAGGUUCGCAUAUAAAUGUUAAGCAAUGGGAUUAGUGGGA